Molecule: messenger RNA, 2988 nt
Organism: Closterium sp. NIES-65
Lineage: Eukaryota; Viridiplantae; Streptophyta; Zygnematophyceae; Desmidiales; Closteriaceae
Source: the annotation of a GenBank genome assembly
AUGAAGGAUGGUGAAAUAGCCCUUGUUUACUGCCCCUCUUACUUCCCCUCCUUCCCCCUUUUCCCCCUCCCAUCCCCCCUUUUCCCCCUCCCCAACCCCCUCCCCUCUCCCUCCCCAUCCCCCUCCCCUCCCCCCCCCCUUCCCCUCCCCAUCCGGCCCACCGUUCUCGCCAUGUUGCGCCGCUGGACGAGCAGCAUGAAGAAGAUCAACCUGGUGGACGUGAUGAAGAUUAAGACGGCGGGGGAGCGGGACGAGCAGGCGAGCAGCAUGAAGAAGAUCAACCUGGUGGACGUGAUGAAGAUCGAGACGGCGGGCGAGCGGGACGAGCAGGUGCUGCUGCACACCAAGUCGCGCGUGUGGCAGCUGCUCGUGGACGGCGAGUCGGACCAGUUCGCAUCCACCGUGCAGAGGAAUGCCAAGAUGUACCUGCAAAAGCACAUCCCGGUGCAGCGAGUCACAGGGGAGGAGAUCCUCAUAGUCACCAACGCAAGGGCUGAGUCACUGCGAGCGUCCCCUGUGCUGUACGAGUUCUCAGUGGUGAAGAACAACGACCCCGCCAGUGGCAUGCAGAGGGAGAGGAGCCGAUACCCCUUGCGAACAACGACCCUGCCAGCAGGAAGAGGAGAGGACCCUGAUGAGAUUCUUCUUUUGCCUCCUCUCCUUCCCAUGGUUUCCCCUCCUCUCUCCUUCAACCCCCCUUCCCACCAGCGCGCGUCCCCUGUGCUGUACGAGUUCUCGGUGGUGAAGAACAACGACCCUGCGAGUGGCAUGCAGAGGGAGAGGACGCUCGUGCUGACCAAGGAGUUUAUGGCGGAGAUGACUGGCAGCCAUGUGAUCGCGCUGCACAGUCUGAGCGGCAUCUUAGGGCUGGUGGUGUUGGACAAGAGCGAGAGAGAGGCGAUAGUGGAGCUGAGUGGGUGGCUCCCUCUGUUCCCACGUCUAACCCAACUCUAUCCACCUCUCUUGCUGCUCCUUGCCCCAUGCUGCCGUGGUGUGUUUUGUACCCACCUCUGUCCAAGCAGUCUGAGCGACAUCCUGGGGCUGGUGGUGUCGGACAAGGUGGUGUCGGACAAGAGCGAGAGCGAGGCGAUAGUGGAGCUGAGUGGGUGGCUCCCUCUUCUGAGCGACAUCCUGGGACUGGUGGUGUCGGACAAGAACGAGAGCGAGGUGAUAGUGGAGCUGAGUGGGUGGCGCGCGACGCAGUACUGUGUGGCGGACAGGGAGGCGCUCGUGGGCAGCCUGGCGGAGGUCGCCAGCCACGCCAAGGCCCGCAACUUCUCCGUCCGCCUUGAGCCCUUCGCGCAGCACACUCUGCCAGAGAAACCCUUGCCUCUCUAUCAGAACGAGUACGAGAUCUACCUGAUAGCGCGCUUCAUGACGGUGUUCCUGGCGCACCGGGAGAACCUCUCGGAGCUGACGCAGGCGGAUGUGGUGGCGCAGUGGCUGCCCAUGGUGAAGGAGUACGCCUGCAACAUGCACCCCGGCGACUCCCUCUGCAUCGACGCGCGCCCCAUGCUUGCUGUCGCCGAGAUGCUCCGAGCCAGCCUGGACUUGAAGCCAGGGCUGGGAGCAUCGUACGCGGUGACGUGCUGCUCAGUGGUGCAGCGGUUGCUGGGCACGCGGGGCGUGUUUGAGUCGGUCAAGUCCAACCCAGACUUCAUCAGCAUCCUCAUCAAGAAAGGCAAGCACUGCGUGUUUGAGUCAGUCAAGGCCAACCCAGACUUCAUCAGCAUCCUUGUCAAGGCCCUCAAGCACCCAUCGUCCGUGGUGGCGUUUGCAGCAGCCAACACGAUCCGUGCAGCCAUAAAGCACUACUCAGCUGACUCACCCGCUCCUGACUCCCCUGCUGCUGCCAGAGCCUCCACCACCUCCUCCUUCCUCAUGCAAGCCUGGCCUGCCCAUGCGGAGGCGGCCAACAAGCACGUGGUGCUGAGUGGCGACAACCUGCAGGUGCUGGUGGCUCGGCUGCAGACAGACGCCCUCGUGCACCAGAAUGCACUGCAGGUGUGUGUGUGUGUGAAAGGGGAGGUGCAAGGCAUUCUGGAGAUCCUCACUCUCGCGCUGCACCUGCCGCCCUCGUCUGAUGCCGAGGCAGAGAAACACUGGAUGGAGGCCCCCCCUUUCUCUCCGUCAAUUUCAGUUUCAUUCGCCCUCUUCUUUCUUUCUUCCAACCAUUCUCUGUAUUCGAUAUGGCUCCCAUACCCCAGUCUCCCCUCCCCCUUCUCCACCCGCAACCUCUCCCCCAAGUAUCCGUCUCCAUGCUCUCGGUAUUUCCCUCAAUGCCCCUGCUCUCCCCUCACCAGCAAUGCGCUGCUGAUCAAGACCAUAUUCACACGCUGCUCGCCUGCCUUCAUCACGCGCUUCAGGACGGUGAUCCUAUCCCGUGCAGUGGUGCUGCUGCUGCUGAAGAACGCACUGUUCAAUAAGCUGGAGAGGGCGAGGGACGUCAGCGCAGAGCUGCUGUUCCUCAUUGCUGAGAGCGAUGCCAAAACGCAGCUCCUGCUGGCGAACCUGCUCCCCAAGGGUGGGCUUUAUUUCAUGCACCGUGCCUUAGUGUCAGAGGCUGCCAAAGCCUGCCGCAGCAGGCGGCGCCAAGCUCUACCCUUGCAUCCGGGCUCAAAGUCGCAGCAGCAAGUGGCAGCAGCGGCAGCAGCAGCAGCCACAGCCAGCACAACCACCGGCACAGCACCGGGAAGCGGGACUGCUGCGGGAGAAGGCAGUGUGGGGGAGCGGUGGGGAUGGGGGGUGGGAGUGGAGGGCUGGGGGGUGUGGUGGCGCUGGGGUUGGAAGGAGGCGCUGGAGAUGCUGAGGCGGAGAAGCAUCACAACGCCGGUGCUGGUGUGGAACGACGCCAAGAGGCACGAGCUGCACGCGUACCUGAAGGAGCAGGUGGAGGCGUUUGAUGCAGCCCUGGGGCGGACGGGGGGCGGCAAGGACAUUCACUUCAACACAGACGACUGCGAGUGCUUGCUACACCCCUGCCAGUAA